ACCAAUAGCGGAAAGUCUUACAUAAAAAACGAGAACGUUGCGAUGUGUCCUGUACGGCGAAUGGCUGAACGUGAGACCGCACGAACCUGGGUUUGGUUGUGUGCUGUGGUGAACGAGAGGAACGGACCGGGUCCGUUUAAAACGUAAAUACAAAUAGUAUCACUGGCUCAAGUGACAAACAUCGUCAACUCUAAUAGCACAGUGUUCCUGAAGCAUAUCUGUAGUCCGGGGCUAAAAAAAAAAAAAAAAAAAAACAACAGCGACCAUCCUAACAUCAGUUUUCGUUGUAAUAAAGAGAUUCGCGCGCCUCUCGCCUCAGUGACUAGUUUCGAACUUCGGCUUCGCUAAUUUUUCGCGCCGGUGAGACUCCGUGAGCGUGUGACACCGAGUGACUAUGGAUGCGCGCCGCGCCGUCUGCCUGCCGCUGCUGCUGCUCCUUGUUGUGUGCGCGUGCACGGCGCGCGGUAAGCCCACGGCGCCGAGGAAAGAGCGGGUUCACCGCGAGUCCGAGCUGAGCGCGCGGCCGCACGAGGACAACCAAAGCCACCGGUACGACCACGAGGCCUUCCUGGGCAAGGAGGAGGCCCGCACGUUCGAGCAGCUGAGUCCGGAGGAGAGCAAGGCGAGGCUCGGGAAAAUAGUGGACAGAAUAGACAGCGAUGGGGACAGUUACGUCACGACCGGUGAGCUGAAGACGUGGAUCAAAAGGGUCCAGAAGCGCUACGUGUAUGAGAAUGUGGCCAAGGUGUGGUCUGACUAUGACCUCAACAAAGAUGACAAGAUCUCAUGGGAUGAGUACAAGCAAGCCACCUAUGGCUACUAUCUUGCCAACCCAGAGGAGUUUGAAGAUGCUACCGAUCAGUUCAGCUUCAAGAAGAUGUUGCCCCGCGAUGAGAGGCGGUUCAAGGCAGCUGACCUCGACGGCGAUCUGUCCGCCACCCGAGAAGAGUUCACAGCUUUCCUUCACCCAGAGGAAUUUGAGCACAUGAAGGACAUUGUGGUUCUCGAAACACUAGAGGACAUAGACAAGAAUGGGGAUGGUUAUGUGGACGAAGAUGAGUACAUUGCCGACAUGUUUGCACACGAGGAAGGUGGCCCAGAACCGGAUUGGGUAAAAACGGAGCGCGACCAGUUUUCAGACUUCAGGGACUUGAACAAAGAUGGGAAGAUGGACAAGGAGGAGAUCCGGCACUGGAUUCUCCCACAGGACUAUGACCACGCCCAAGCUGAGGCUAGACAUCUGGUGUAUGAGUCGGAUCGAGACAAGGAUGAAGUGCUGACCAAGGAGGAGAUCCUGGAGAACUGGAACAUGUUUGUGGGCAGCCAGGCCACCAACUAUGGGGAGGACCUUACAAAGAACCAUGAUGAGCUGUAAGGCCAUGGUGGAAUGGUGCCAGGCCUUUCCACCCACCACUCACUCCACUUCGAACAAAAGCAUUCUCCCCGGCAUGGCUGGACGCUCGCAGCAGUUCUACCUCACGUGCCGAGGAGGGUCUGUGUCUCCCCAGUUUGCACGUUUUAACAUCAUACCUGGCUUUCUUUAUCUGUGACAUUGACUGGCAUCUCUAUGGAGAAAGUGUAGUAUGUUAGGUUUUUAGGUAAGAAUGUCUGACAACUUUCAUAUUUCAAAAUUUUUACCUUUAGACUUUUCAUAUUUGUACGUCUGUGUUGUAUAUUUUUGUAUUCCCAAAUUUCGGCAUUGAGCUUUUUGAAGUCCGAUCUUUUAAAAAAAAUAGUUUAAUGUAUAAGCAAGUUCUGAGGAGAUGGCAGUGGUUGGGUGCUUGUAUUGUUGGAGUCGCCUAGCUUUCAAUGAAAAUUUUUAAUUUAUUUAGUCAUUUAAAACAGUGUUUGUAGGUGAUACAGGAGCAAAGGUUAGUUCUCACAAGCAUUAUUUUACAGAAAGAUUAAAUUUUUCCACAUUUCAAUUGGGCUUCAAGCAUCUUAAACUUUAUUAUUCAGUACUGCAGUAGUUACUGAUAUUGAUAUUGUUAAAGCAGUUCAUUGUCUCAAGAAUUCUGUUUUGCUCUGCAUGCCUUUGCAUGUGUUUAAUUUUAACCUCGUGAAAAAGUUUAGUUGUAUUUCAUUUUGUUGUUUUUUUUAUUUUUAAAUAAACUGUUAGCCUUUGAAAACCAAAUGUGUAACCUUCAAAAAUGAGCCUAUGGAAUAUACUUCAAAAUGGAUUGUAAAGUGUGGUGCCUAGAUAUGAACAGACUUGAAUUGCAAGAAGAGCAGCAUCUGUUCUUCACUUUGAUACCUUACUGACACCCCAUGUUCAGGUUUUAUCAUUCUCCAUCCUUACAGGGGUCUUCCAUUUAGCUAUUGUGUCCUUUCAUUUAUCUUACAAAGUAUGAAAAAUGUUUACGUGUUGCUGGUAAAUAAGCAAAUUUUUCUGAUUCAUCAGUAUUUGUGUAUUAAAUGGGUCAAUAUAAUUUUUGCUUCUGAAACAGCCUAAGUACAGAUUUUGCUACAUCUUGGUGCUGUUAGUGUACCUUUCUGGUAGAGCACAGCAUACACAGAAUGGACUUCUAGAGCUCAGCGGUUUUCCCUCAGUGAUAUUGGGAGGGAUGAAACCUCUCAGAGCAGCAUGGGGGGGAACGUCAUCGUAACAUCUGCAUAACUGAACUUAGUUAGGGGUCCACUGAAUUUGGAAAUAAAGGGGGAAGGGACUAAGAUCCCAUGGCUUGCAUCACAAGUGCUCUUCAGACUUGUCUAGCCUCCCAACACAUACAGUACAUGCAUGCAUGCACUGAUACAUAAAUGGGCUGAACCUGUCUUUAAAUGGACACCAGACUCUCACAGCAGUUGACCAGUGCUGCAUGUCAACUCCUCAUUGUUCAGUGUGACUGAUUGCCCUAAAUUUGCAUGUUAAUGAUCAUCAUUUACACCUAGGUCUUCACCACAUGCUGACCAGCAGUUAGCUACACGAUUGGCGCAGGGAUGGUUCAUAUACCAUGCAUGAACAUGAGCACAAUUGUACGUUUGGUCAAAAUCACUGCACUGUUAAGAGACUUGCUAAUUGACAUGAAUGAACUGGUUGCCUUGCUUUGACUGAGUGGCUCUGACCAGCGCAAAAGCUGUAAUUUGUAGCUUCAAGCAAUUGUGCUUUAGUGUAACUGAAGAAGCAGUGGGUCCACUUGUCACAGAGCUCGUCUAUUUACUUAUGUUGUGGAUGCCAUAUGUGUGCCACUUUUCGUAAUGUUUCGGAUACAUUAACAUGGUUUAGCUUGAUGCUAAUAGUACAAAAUUAUGUAAAAGGCAUUAAUUUCAAAUCCAGGCCAAUGUCUGUUACAAAAUAACUAAGUUUUAUACUAAUUUGUGAGUACCAAUUUUGAGUCCAAAGAAAUGAGUAUUCUAGUCUGCAUGACUAAUGCCUGUGAUGGCCACCUUAUUAAAUUCAAAAUUAAAAUGGAAAAAAAAAUCUGACCUUUUCUCUACUAAAUAAACAAAAUUACACCGAUAUAAAAUAUCCAUUGUAACAAGGUGCUUGCAAGAAGAAUUCUUAACAGAAUAUUUGUCGAAUUCUUACACUUCACUCUCGUCAUGCUAUUCAAACAAUUUAACAAAGAACUGUAGUCAAUUAGAUUUUUUUUCUUUAAACCAAAUAAAGAAGCUAAUAGUGUUUCAAAAACAUAGGCUUUCAGUGUAUGUCCAAACAAUUAAGAUUUUUGCAUUACAUUAUUGUAUGAAAAUUAUUCAAAUGUAGUUCAAAAGAGCAACCCAGUGCUGCCAUGUACAAGGCAUUCAAUUCCUGUGGAAAACACUCACUCUACAAAAAUACGAGGCAUUGUGUAAAUGCACGUUUGCAAAUACGUGGGCAGAAGUAUAAGAAAAAGAUCCUAGUAUUUUUUAAUACAAAUUAAAUCGGUAGGCAUUCCUAAAUGUGUCCAGUUUCAAAUAAAUAAAUAUGUAUUUCUUCUUGACUCUGAUAUGUGACUACAUUAAAUAAUCU
Messenger RNA from Scleropages formosus (Asian bonytongue), 3949 nucleotides. It is a transcript of the gene rcn1, whose product is annotated as reticulocalbin 1, EF-hand calcium binding domain. The record is from RefSeq and is a predicted model, not a curated record. Lineage: Eukaryota; Metazoa; Chordata; Actinopteri; Osteoglossiformes; Osteoglossidae. Gene Ontology annotation, cellular component: endoplasmic reticulum. Bases 395 to 1375 code for a protein of 326 amino acids. Gene Ontology annotation, molecular function: calcium ion binding. The transcript is spliced from 6 exons.